CCUGCGCGUACCUGGAGUGCCAGAAAAAUGGUGGUGAUGGCGCGCCUCUCGAGGCCCGAGCGGCCGGACCUUGUCUUCGAGGAGGAGGACCUCCCCUAUGAGGAGGAAAUCAUGCGGAACCAGUUCUCCGUCAAAUGCUGGCUCCGCUACAUUGAGUUUAAGCAGGGUGCCCCGAAGCCCAGACUCAAUCAGCUCUAUGAGCGGGCGCUGAAGCUGCUGCCCUGCAGCUACAAACUCUGGUACCGCUAUUUGAAGGCGCGCCGGGCACAGGUGAAGCAUCGCUGUGUGACCGACCCUGCCUACGAAGAUGUCAACAACUGCCACGAGAGGGCUUUUGUGUUCAUGCACAAGAUGCCCCGGCUGUGGCUAGAUUACUGCCAGUUCCUGAUGGACCAGGGACGCGUCACACACACGCGCCGCACUUUCGACCGUGCCCUCCGAGCGUUGCCCAUCACACAGCACUCUCGUAUUUGGCCCUUGUACCUGCGCUUCCUGCGCUCACACCCCCUGCCUGAGACUGCUGUGCGGGGCUACCGGCGCUUCCUCAAGCUGAGCCCCGAGAGUGCUGAGGAGUACAUCGAGUACCUCAAGUCGAGCGACCGGCUGGACGAGGCCGCACAGCGCCUGGCCACCGUGGUGAACGACGAGCGCUUCGUGUCCAAGGCCGGCAAGUCCAACUACCAGCUGUGGCACGAGCUCUGCGACCUCAUCUCCCAGAACCCAGACAAGGUGCAGUCUCUCAGUGUGGACGCCAUCAUCCGCGGGGGCCUCACCCGCUUCACCGACCAACUGGGCAAGCUCUGGUGCUCGCUGGCCGACUACUACAUCCGCAGCGGUCACUUCGAGAAGGCUCGGGACGUGUAUGAGGAGGCCAUCCGGACCGUGAUGACCGUGCGGGACUUCACCCAGGUGUUCGACAGCUAUGCCCAGUUCGAGGAGAGCAUGAUCGCGGCGAAGAUGGAGACGGCCUCGGAGCUGGGGCGGGAGGAGGAGGACGACGUGGACCUGGAGCUGCGCCUGGCUCGCUUUGAGCAGCUCAUCAGCCGGCGGCCCCUGCUCCUCAACAGCGUCCUGCUGCGCCAGAACCCGCACCACGUGCACGAGUGGCACAAGCGCGUGGCCCUGCACGAGGGCCGCCCGAGGGAGAUCAUUAACACGUACACGGAGGCCGUGCAGACUGUGGACCCCUUCAAGGCGACCGGCAAGCCCCACACCCUGUGGGUUGCGUUCGCCAAGUUUUACGAGGACAACGGGCAGCUGGAUGACGCCCGCAUCAUCCUGGAGAAAGCCACCAAGGUGAGCUUCAAGCAGGUGGACGACCUGGCCAGCGUGUGGUGCGAGUGUGGCGAGCUGGAGCUCCGGCACGAGAACUACGACCAGGCCUUGCGGCUGCUGCGAGCGCUGCCCGUGCAGAAGGCGACGGCGCUGCCCGCCCGCCGCGCCGAGUACUUCGACGGCUCGGAGCCCGUGCAGAACCGCGUAUACAAGUCUCUGAAGGUGUGGUCAAUGCUGGCCGACCUGGAGGAGAGCCUCGGCACCUUCCAGUCCACCAAAGCCGUCUAUGACCGCAUCCUGGACCUGCGCAUCGCCACGCCCCAAAUCGUCAUCAACUACGCCAUGUUCCUGGAGGAGCACAAGUACUUUGAAGAGAGCUUCAAGGCAUACGAGCGUGGCAUCUCGCUGUUCAAGUGGCCCAACGUGUCCGACAUCUGGAGUACCUACCUGACCAAGUUCAUCGCCCGCUACGGGGGCCAGAAGCUGGAGCGGGCACGGGACCUGUUUGAGCAGGCGCUGGAUGGCUGCCCUCCCAAAUACGCAAAGACCCUGUACCUGCUGUACGCGCAGCUGGAGGAGGAGUGGGGCUUGGCCCGGCACGCCAUGGCCGUGUAUGAGCGCGCCACCAGGGCCGUGGAGCCCGCCCAGCAAUACGACAUGUUCAACAUCUACAUCAAGCGGGCGGCCGAGAUCUACGGGGUCACCCACACGCGCAGCAUCUAUCAGAAGGCCAUCGAGGUGCUGUCAGACGAGCACGCCCGGGAGAUGUGCCUGCGGUUCGCAGACAUGGAGUGCAAGCUCGGGGAGAUCGACCGCGCCCGGGCCAUCUACAGCUUCUGCUCGCAGAUCUGUGACCCCCGGACGACCGGGGCCUUCUGGCAGACGUGGAAGGACUUCGAGGUCCGGCACGGCAAUGAGGACACCAUCCGGGAGAUGCUGCGGAUCCGCCGCAGCGUGCAGGCCACGUACAACACUCAGGUCAACUUCAUGGCCUCCCAGAUGCUCAAGGUGACGGGCAGCGCCACGGGCACUGUGUCCGACCUGGCCCCCGGGCAGAGCGGCAUGGACGACAUGAAGCUGCUGGAACAGCGGGCCGAGCAGCUGGCGGCUGAGGCCGAGCAGGACCAGCCCUCGCGGGCCCAGAGCAAGAUCCUGUUUGUGAGGAGUGACGCCUCCCGGGAGGAGCUGGCCCAGCUGGCCCAGCAGGCCAACCCGGAGGAGAUCGAGCUGGGCGAGGACGAGGACGAGAUGGACCUGGAGCCCAAUGAGGUGCGCCUGGAGCAGCAGAGCGUGCCGGCCGCCGUGUUCGGGAGCCUGAAGGAAGACUGACUCCCAUCCCCUACCCCCUCCACUGCUCCCCCAGUGAAGCUUGUGUUUGUACGUUC
Molecule: messenger RNA, 2660 nt
Organism: Aethalodelphis obliquidens (Pacific white-sided dolphin)
Lineage: Eukaryota; Metazoa; Chordata; Mammalia; Artiodactyla; Delphinidae
Gene: XAB2
Product: XPA binding protein 2
Exons: 19
Coding region: 28-2604 (858 amino acids)
Biological process (GO): generation of catalytic spliceosome for first transesterification step; mRNA splicing, via spliceosome
Cellular component (GO): Prp19 complex; U2-type catalytic step 2 spliceosome; post-mRNA release spliceosomal complex
Molecular function (GO): protein binding
Source: RefSeq, a predicted model, not a curated record